Girardinichthys multiradiatus is the source of this 2736-nucleotide messenger RNA. RefSeq names its product leiomodin 3 (fetal) (gene lmod3). The coding region runs from base 445 to 2346 and encodes 633 amino acids. Gene Ontology annotation, molecular function: tropomyosin binding. Gene Ontology annotation, cellular component: striated muscle thin filament; myofibril. Lineage: Eukaryota; Metazoa; Chordata; Actinopteri; Cyprinodontiformes; Goodeidae. The record is from RefSeq and is a predicted model, not a curated record. The transcript has 3 exons. Gene Ontology annotation, biological process: muscle contraction; myofibril assembly; pointed-end actin filament capping.
AUCACAGUUUGCUUUGAGCUACAAACUAAAUAAAAUGAGAGAAAAAGCAAACAACAAACAAUCUUCUCUAGUUUAUAAUUUAUUACAUAGCACCCCAAAGGUUAUGUAUUUAAGAGCGGUCCAGGAUGGCUUGUUUGCUGUGGAGUCUUUUCCCAGUGCCAUCCAAUUCAGCCUGUGUAAAUGGACCAUCUGCUGCUGUCAGUUCUCCUCUUUCCUUUUACUUGAAGCAGCUGUCAUCCCAAAAGAUCCUGAUGACCGAGCCAGCUGGGUAGAACUUUAAAUAUCUUCCACACAGUUCACAGCAUUUAAAUUUAGACAACACAAGGCAACGCAUCUCAGGCUGAAGCUAAAGUCAGAGGCUUCCCUCUGUUCUCAACUCUGGAAAGAAUAGAAAUUAUCUGUCCUCUCACAAUCAGCUAAGGAAAGAAACAACACGUUGAAGGUAUGUCUGACAACAGAGACUGUGAGGAUCUUAAUGAGGAGGACAUUGAUGAAGAUGAAAUCCUGGCAAUGCUUUCGCCUGAGGAGCUCAAAGAGCUCCAGAGUGAGAUGGACAUUAUCAUUGCCCCAGAUGAAAAUGUACCAGUGGGACAGAGACAAAAAGACCAGACGGAGAAACCUCCGACAGGAACUUUUGACCACAGGUCUUUGGUUGAUUAUCUCUACUGGGAGAAAGAGUCAAAACGUAUGCUUGAAGAAGAAAGGGUGCCUGCUACGCUGCUGCCUAGUGAGAAAAUCUUACAAGCAGAAGAUGGAAAAAAAGAAAGAGAAGAACAUUCAGAUGUCAAAUAUGAGGUGUAUGAAGUGAUAGAAGAAAUCAUUGAGGAAGACACUGCUGACUACCCAGAUGGAGUGGAAAUUAUAGAGAUAAUUGAGGAAAUAAUUGAAGAAGAUGAAGGGGAGGUUGAAAUGGACAAAGUGACUGAUGAUAAAAAUGAAACCUCUGAGAAAGUAGCUUUGACACUCAAAGCUGAGAGCACAGAUAAACAACUACAGCCCCCCAAUAACAUAGAAAUACCAACUGGAAAUAGCCAAUCUGUUCCAGACUCCAAAGUGACCUCAGUAAACAAUGAAGAUAUAAAGAAAAAUGCAAAUGAAGAUUGUUUCGUUCACCUGGAGACUCCAGAAGAAUCAGAUACAAGUGAAGCCAAUGAUAACUUCCCAAAAAAAGAACAGAUAAAAGUGAACAAGUUAAAAAUCCCAAAGUUAGCUUUAAAUAAUAUCAAAAUGACAUCAAGACCUUCAGGAAAUGAGACAAACUUGGAGUCAACUCUUGACAAAAUCCGUAACAACAAUCCAUCUAUCACAGAAGUCAACCUCAACAACAUAGAAAACAUUCCCAAGGAAAUGCUCUUGGACUACGUGAAUGCCCUGAAAAAAAAUAAACACAUCAAAACGUUCAGCAUAGCAAACACAGGUGCUGAUGAAAAUAUUGCAUUCAACCUGGCUAACAUGUUAAGAGAAAAUCGCAGCAUUACGACUUUAAAUAUUGAGUCCAACUUUGUAACUGGAAAGGGUAUCGUCGCCAUUAUCCGCUGCCUCCAGUUCAAUGAGACUCUCACAGAGCUUCGCUUUCACAACCAGAGGCACAUGUUGGGUCACCAUGCAGAGAUGGAGAUCUCUCGUCUGCUCAAGGCAAACAACACCCUCCUGAAGAUAGGCUACCACUUUGAGCAGCCGGGGCCCAGGAUGGUGGUGACCAACAUCUUAACCAGGAAUCUUGACCGUCAGAGGCAGCUGAGAAAGGAGGAGCAGAGGCAGCAGCAGGUCAAGGAGGAGAGAGAAAUGAUGCAAAUGUACGAGAACAGUCUUAAUCUGCCCCCUGGUUUACUUCAGAUGUUGGGAUACGUACCACCACUUGAGCUCCUACAGCAACACGGACUUGUCCCACCUACGCCAGAACAGAACAGCGUAGCCCAAACACAGUAUGAGAGUGAGCAGCCAGAGCCACAGAAGAAUCUAAAACGCAACAGCAUUCCCAAAAAACCAAAUGCAGAACCAUCAAACCCGCUAAAAGACAUUCAGUUAAAGAGAACUCCCAAGAAACGUGAUCCCUUCCUGGACCUGGACCCAAGAGAAGACAGGAGAUUGGAGAAACCAAGUUUCCAACUGAGAAAGACUCCCAAAGUAACAGGUAGAGGAGCUGGAGAGACGGAGGAUGAAAAGACCAACCUGAAUGAUGUGAUAAAGACUUUGAAACCCAUCCCUCGCCGACGAUUACCUCCAAAGGUUGAUCUCACGCCUCGUGAUCAGCUUCUAAGUGAGAUCAAAAAGAGCAAUGUGGCAUAUCUCAAAUCUGUGCCACUCCCAAAAGUCCUGGAAUCAAGUGAAACGAGUCUCAUCUGACUCAACUUCAGCUAUGUUCUCAAUGUAGAGUAUGUUUAUCUUGCUGAUACUUCAUGUUGGUCACACUAAAUGCACAGCCCUAAAGAGUGAACUAUUGUAUAUUAUCACAGCACAAGAAAAUACGCUUGCUUUGGUUUCACAAACUCACUUAAAUGCUUUAGUUCUUAUAACUCAUAAUGAAAACCAUGAAAUGUUUAAAGACACAAAACAAGGCCUAUUGAAUUUAUAUACCCUUAUAAAGUAUUCUUUCUUAAAAGUAAUGAUAGAUGUUUACUGUAAGGAUUGCCUACUGCCAUACACAAAAAGGUUAAUCGCUUUUUGUGGCAAUAAAUGAUCUGUGAAAUGCCUUUCUUUCAUUGUCAGAAACAUAAUACAUUUGACAUAAAUUCA